Messenger RNA from Linum trigynum, 2862 nucleotides. The record is from the annotation of a GenBank genome assembly. Lineage: Eukaryota; Viridiplantae; Streptophyta; Magnoliopsida; Malpighiales; Linaceae.
UUUUUUAAACAUAUUUGAGUAUGUGUGAGGAAUGGGGUAAGAUGACAUACCCUUUCAUCCUCACUAAAGUUCAGUUAAUUCUUUUCAUGUAACUUUAAAUUACAUUUUCAUCAAACCUAAAGAACUUGAAUCUUUCAGUUAAUUCUUUUCAUGUAACUUUAAAUUACAUUUUCAUCAAACCUAAAGAACUUGAAUCUUUCCUCUGUCUGUGGUAUCCUAUUAGUUAUUUUCAAUGGCUAAACCCAAUCACACAAUGAGCUUUCCUGAAAGUAGUAGCUUUUCUGAAAGUAGUCGACACCUUAUUUAAUGUGUAAUAAAAAGAAAAUGAAUUCAUCAUUAAUAUCUACUUCCUUCAUAGCAACAAUGAAAAAAUCAAUUAAUUGAGAUUUUGGAUAAUAUGAAGAUCAAAAUGAAAGAUGGCAAAGUGUGCCAUGGAGGUCUUGGAUUUAGGGACUUUGAAGCCUUCAAUCAAGAGUUGCUAGCUAAACAAUGUUGGAGAAUAUGGACCAAUCCAAAUUCACUCCUCUCCCAGAUUUAUAAGGGUCGAUACUUUACUCAAUGCUCGGUGUUGUAAGCAUCAAUCGAUUCAAACCCUUCGUGGCGGUGGAGAAGUAUACACUUUGGAAGAGAUAUGCUCCUACAGGGACUAAGAUGGCAAAUAGGCAAUGGGCAAAGAACCCGGGCGUUCAUUGAUAACUGGGUUCCGGGGGAUAAACCCUUAAUCCCGAGUACUCGACCCCAUAUUCAAAAUGGAUCUCCUACGGUAUCUUAUUUCAUAAAAGAAGGUCGAGGGGAAUGGGACGUUCCAAAACUCCAGCAUUGCUUUGAACCUCAGUCUGUUGAUCUCAUAAGGAGAAUUCCUCUUCCUCGUUAUUCACAGCAAGUCAUUAGAGUGUGGCAGUAUUCCAAAGAUGGAAAAUACACAGUCAAAUUGGGUUAUCACUUAGCUCUGGAAAUAAUAUUGGCUCCAAGUCGAAAACUGAUAGUGCAUAUCAUCGACCCUCCUAUUUGGAAAAAGACUUGGAACAUCCAAGUUCCGCCUAAACUCAAAUUAUUCAUAUGGCAAUGCCUCAAAGUCAUACUUCCCACAGUAGUGGCCCUUCAAUCUCGUGGAGUAAACUGCCUUAAUCGAUGCCCAGUCUGCUGGAGACAUCGAGGAAGUAUUGAACAUUUAUUCUUCAGAUGCCCCCUAGCCAUCAGAUUGUGGACUUUAGUGGGAUUGAGCAACUUUAUUGAGACCGCCCAGACUGUUAAUUUUAGUCUAUGGUGGCGACAUAUCAUCUCCCAGACCUCCCUAUUCCACAUUCUCCAAUGCGUCUGUUUACUUUGGAGAAUAUGGAAGUCUAGAAAUGAAGUAACCUUUGAAUUUACCCAACCUCAUGUCAGUUCCCUAGCCAGACAGUUCUACAACCAGGUCCUUGAAAUUUCCAGUCUUCUUCCCCCCUCCUCCCCGCAGCCUCUACUCCCAAACAUUCCUGCCACCACUUGGGUCCCUCCACCAAAAGGCUUUUUAAAGAUCAACGUCGACGCAACUGUCAGUGCCUCCGGGUGUUCGCCUGGGCUUGUUAUCCGUUGUUCAGACGGGCAUGUGAUGUUGGCGUUCGGGUUGCAGAAUCAAGGAAUAGUCAACCCUUAUCUGGCUGAACUUCUAGCUUUCAGGGAUGCUAUCUCCUUUAUAGCCUCAAGAUCCUUGACCCACAUGAUAGUCGAAAGAAGACUUGAUUGGUGGUCCGGUGUUACGAGAGUGUCUUCAGAUCCUUAGCUCUUUGUCUGUUUGUAUAUAGUUUAGGGCGGUACCUAGAUCCGCCAACAGUGAUGCCCAUAGAGUGGCGCGUAAAGCACUGCUUUUGUCUCUUGUAGAGCUAGAAUCUUUUGAUUUCUUGGGGGUGGCUUCUUUAGAGUCUUUUAGGGGUCCUGGGUAGAAUUGUAAGCUUAACUAUUAUUUCUCAUUGAUAUCACUAAAAAAAAAAGUGUGACAUACAUAGGACUAUCAAUUUGAGGAAUGGGGUAAGAUGACAAACCCUUUCAUCCUCGCUAAUGUUCAGUUAAUUCUUUUCAUGUAACUUUAAAUUACAUUUUCAUCAAAUCUAAAGAACUUGAAUCUUUCCUCUGUCUGUGGUAUCCUAUUAGUGAUUUUCAAUCGCUAAUUCCACCCACACAAGAGCUUCCCUGAAAGUAGUCGAUACCUUAUCUAAUGUGUAAUAAAAAGAAAAUGAAUUCAUCAUUAAUGUCUACUUCCCUCAUAGCAACAAUGAAAAAAUAAAUUAAUUGAGAUUUUGGAUAAUAUGAAGAUCAAAAUGAAAGAUGACAAAGUGAUCAUAGCAACAAUGAAAUAAUCAAUUAAUUGAGAUUUUGGAUAAUAUGAGGAUCAUAAUGAAAGAUGACAAAGUGUGCCAUACAUAGGACUAUCAAUUUGGAUUCAAUUUUUUUUAAUUAUAUUUCAACUAAACAAACAUAUAUGGUGCUCUUUUUGUUUUUGGUUUCGGUCCCAAACUCUUUGUGCAUAGCGUUUUUUGUUUGGUCAAAAUUGAAAAACUGAUAAAAAUGAAAAAAAAAAUCACAACCAAUACACAAACGCUCAAUAUUCAAUUAAGCCUAGGGUUUCAUUCUCUUGAAAUCAAAUUGAACCGCGUAAGCCUCAGAUUUCAUUUUCUCUAAAUCAAAUUGAACCGUUUAAGCCUCUUAAGCCUCGGGUUUCAUUUUCUUGAUAUCAAAUUGAACUGUUUAAGCCUCUUAACAGCUCAUUUUUAAGGAAAUUAUUUUAUUUGAUUUUAUUUCCAGUUCGAUAUGAAAAAACUAAGCAAUCUCCCUCUAGUUAUACAUACAAUAUCUUUGAUCAAAUAAUAAAGAUUUUUUUUAAAU